UGUGUGGUGCCAAGAUGGUAGCUUCGAGUCUUUCUGCAUUCAACAUAAACAACCUCUAGGUCUUGCAACAUGGCUGAAGGCGGUCGGUCUAAAAAAUAUGAGUACUACGAAAUGGUCAGUGACUUGUACGUGAACCCCAGAUACUUGCGGUCGAUAAUAGAAAAAGAGAGUACAAAUAAAAAAGACAAUGAGACCUACCGAGAAUACGUUGAACGUUUGAGAGGCAGAAAGUUCGAAGACGAAGAAUGGGAGAACUCAUGUGGGAUCUCGUCAAAGAUUCUAGAAACUGAAGUGAACACUGACCAGCUUGACGUGACUCAUCUCAUAUGUCUGUUUGAGAACAUUUUCAAGGAAGUUCACAAAGAUGACGUGGGCGAUUUUCCAUCAAACCUACUUGAGAAAUUAAGAGACGUGAAAAUCAAGCGAGACAGAUUCUUUGACAACACUGCGGCUGCUGAGGAUUCGAUCAACCUCGGAACUCUUAAAACUGCCCUCUCAGAGGUGUUGAAAGAUGUAGAAAAUUUCUAUUCGCCCCUGGAUGAUGGUCAAGGACAGAACCAGAAUUAUGAAAGACGUAUUUUCUUGGAUGAAGAACGUAUAAAAAACUUCCAUUCGAUGUUGGAUCCGAGCAAUCAGCAGUUAAGAGAGAACAUCAAGAAUCUCGUGGAAAAUGCAAUACUACAAGAAGAACUUACAUCAGAAAGGGAUACAGUGAACAGUUGUGCCGUAUUUCACGGGUUUGACCUACUAGUUAAAGAAAGAAAUGACGAGAGAGUCCCUGAAAACACUAAAAUUGCAAACGAGAAAAUUCUAGAGAACUCUGUAAAGUUUGUCGUGGUUGAGGGCAUUGCCGGUUCCGGGAAAACGACUUUCCUAAAAAAUAUCAUACUACAAUUCUUUAACAGGCCGCACACUAUUGUUGAGAAUUUAGAUCAUUUCGACCAGUUGAUCCUGUUCGAUUUAAGGGAGCGUACCGCAAAAACCCUGAGUGACGUCGUCAAGCAACUUUUCGGAGAUCUGUGCGGCGAGCAAGAGAAAGAAAACGUUCUUGAGGCCAUCCUCCGUCGCAAGGUCAUAUUUGUCUUAGAUAGUUUCGAUGACGUGAACACAGAUUCAUACAAAAUAGUAAAAGAGAUCAUUGCAAGAUCGUGGCGCACUGGCAGUCGAGUGUUGAUCACGACUCGACCUCAUUGCAAGGAGAGGCUGAAGAAGCUUUUAUCAAAAAAUGACGUCAGUUCCAUUGUGUAUGGGAUCAAUCCGAUCAGUAAGCUUGAAGAUCAAGUUGAAUUUUUGAAAAUGUAUGAAAAUUCCUCGAAUGAAGCUAACCAGGCCGGAGUAGCGAUGAUAGAAAAGUUCAAGUCGCUGGAACCAGAAGUACGAACACUUUUCACUGAACCCGUAAACUUGAUGCUUUUCCGCCUCUUCCAUUUGCACUUUCCGGAAAAGAUCCUCUCAUGGCAUAAAUCCAUGGGCAUUGCGUACUUCAUUUUCGGCUUAUACAGAAAAAUUGCCGUGUCGAAACUACAAACUCCUAAUUCCCCCGAGGGAGAAAACAUGCUUGACGAAAUGUUCAAAAUCAUUGGCAGAGUAGCAUUGGAAUUGCUCCAUGACAACUUCGUGACAUUUUCAGAAGACAAGUACCAAGAAAUCAAAACAAGUUGCAGGAUUCAAGGUGUCAAUGAAGAGGCAGAGAACAUUAUUCUAGGAGUUGUGUUGAAAAAACAUCGAACAGUCGCUGAGAAUGCGCCCCAGUUUUUUGAAUUUCGGCACAAGAUUAUCCAAGAAACUUUCGCUGCCCACUACAUCGUAGAGCGCAUUUUUGAUGAACAAUACUCUCCCCUCAACAGCAUUAUCGAUAAAGUGGCAAGGGAAACACGUCUGAAUCCCGACUACCCGCUGGCGGAUGCAUCGCACGGCAACCGUACUUCUUCCAAGCACCGAUUUCCACGGAACCUCCUGCGUGAGACACUGCAGUACGUGGUGCUGGAACUUAACAGGCGCAGUCCCAGCCGAUUCCAGCAGCGCUGGCCAGAGCUUCAGGAAGCGCUGCGUGAUGCUGGUAUCGAGAACGCAUUCGAUUGGCAGGACUGCCUGCGGUUGUGCGCUGGUGUCAAGCUGGUGGCCGAAAUAGCUGCUUUAAAGCGUAAAGACGAAGACACUUGGUUCGUCAACAAGGGUCUCGAGGUUGCGGCAAUUGCAGCAAUGUUGCAGUACGUACAGCCAAAGAGCAUUCAUUUGACUAUGAGAAGUGAGGACCUGGACCUGACACAGUGGAAGAAGCUUGUGAGACGGCGCAAGGGGGACAUCCUUCUUGUUCUGAAUGAACAUGAAGGCGACGAAUACAAAACCCAUGAUGACCUUCUGCAGCCGCUGAACGAAAGCAAAAUCAGGAUAGUUCGAUUCGACGGAUGCGUGAGCCACCCCGACAGCGUGACCGCCCUCGCCUCGAAAGCUCACGAGGCUGAAAUCAACAUCCGCAUGGCUGACCCCCUGGACCUCAGAGCGCUCAGUGGGAAAUAUAAAAAACUCAAUGUGCGCACCCGUCAGCUCCCUUCUGACGCCACUCCAAUGCCGCUGCCGGACACGCCAGCGCCAUCGCUGCAGGUGGAUGGCGCUGAUGAGAGGUUCAAGGGGGCCGUGGCCCAUACCAUCACAUUACUCGCGCCCCAAAACAAAAGGUUCUUAACGUUGAAGCUGCAGCCUUCAAAAGUAGAAUGGCGGUCGACUUUACGAGAACUGCAUGCACUUGGUAUCAGGACGGAGGAGGAUGAUCGCACUCGUGUACCUGGUAUCAGGACGGAGGAGGAUGAUCGCACUCGUGUACCUGGUAUCACGACGGAGGAGGAUGAUCGCACUCGUGUACCUGGUAUCAGGACGGAGGAGGUUGAUCGCACUCAGGCACAUGGUCCCCGGACGCAGGAGGGUGAUCGCACUCGCCUCGAAGAAACAAAGCUAAGUGGACUCAUCAAUAUCUACAUCCGCGAGGAACUACCUGAAAAAGUAGAAGUGAUUAAGGUUGAAGAUAAACACGACUAACUUAAUGUUUGUUUAAUCACAUUCAAGUUGAACAUCGUAAAUAGCCAAUCUACCAAUUUGAAAAAUAUUUUUGACAAAAGCAUGGAUAUAAAAGAGCAAUUGUAAGAUAUCUAACGGUUUGCUGACGUUUCACUUGAUUGUAGUAACACUAGAGAGAUGUUCCAAUUUGUUAACGUUUCAAUUGAUCGUGGUUUUAAAUUAUUGCCGUUUUACUUUAUUGAGGUUUUGUAUGAUUUUGUAUGAUAUUGACGUUUUGUAUGAUUCCAGUUUUCAGUGUCUCUUCACAUUUAUUUCGGCUUGCUCUCUCUCAGCAUUUAAAUCACCACACCUUUCUGAAAUAUCCGAAGAUUAAUUAAUGAUUAAUUAAUUACUGAUCAACACUGCGUUGCGUAAGCCAAAUUUACUCUGCAAUGAAAAGUUUGGAAGACGAAAUAUGAAUGAAAGAUUUAAUUGAUUUUUAUUGCCAACGACGUCGCUGGUAUAUAUCCUAGACGAUUGGAGCGAUGCAGCGAAUCGUUACUUCACUUUAAAUAUCAGUACAGUAUUAGUCGCAGAAGUUUUAAUGCAACAACUCUAAGGAGCAUGAAAUCCAAGCUUAAUCCUGAAACAUAAACUCGCCGAGCAUCUGGUUGCACAUCAAUUCUGCAUAACCUCCCUUCCCAGAGAAGUAGUGGAAAAGGAAAAAGCGACAGAAAUUUGUAGGGUUUAUAGUGUUUUAUGUCCGUGCUCUUUUGUGGGACAAGAGUCUGAAUGAUUAACUGAGUUCAUCGAUGCGACGUAUUUAACAUAAGCAUGUACAGUUAUAACGUUUAGAGAGGGUCGACCCGUGAUCAUCACGGCUGAUCCAGUCACUACGAUACUUGAUUCUCUUGUUUCUUGUUUGCGCUCCUCUGGAAGUUCUUGCUUGUGUCGGCAUUUUCUAUCAUCAACAACUGCGCCGCAUUGCACAUUACUAUGUGUCACUGUCAGUACUUGGCGCUACACUUGGUACCUCACCGGUACUGCGCUUACAAGCAUACCAUCGCUCAGGUAACAUGUGACCAAGUCUUCACUUUACUAGAUAUACGAUCUAUAAAGUCUGAUUAUAUUGACGUUUCACAAGAUUGUUGUUCUGCUUGAUUUCUGUUCCACUUGACCCAUCGAAGUUUCUGUAAAUUGAAGCUUCACCUGCGAGCUGCAAAGCACGAAUGUCGAUAAGCUCAUCGUAGUUCGAUUACUUGGACGAUAAUUAUACUCAACUUGUACUCUACACUUGAUUGACGUUAUACAUACAUGAUGGUAAUCACACUUAAUUGACAUAUUGCUCCUCUAGAUUAAAGUAUCUUGAGUUAUCGCGGCCUUCAUAUACGAUAUUUAUUUUAAGAUAGGCCCCUUAUGAUAAAAAUAUAAUCAACUGCUUUCAUUUGUGCGUGCAAUUCUAGACUUUCUCUUAAUAAAAGUAUUA
Hyalella azteca is the source of this 4480-nucleotide messenger RNA. RefSeq lists its product as uncharacterized. NCBI's taxonomy places the organism in Eukaryota, Metazoa, Arthropoda, Malacostraca, Amphipoda, Hyalellidae. The record is from RefSeq and is a predicted model, not a curated record. Bases 70 to 3036 code for a protein of 988 amino acids. The transcript has 9 exons.